Molecule: messenger RNA, 1218 nt
Organism: Aspergillus nidulans FGSC A4
Lineage: Eukaryota; Fungi; Ascomycota; Eurotiomycetes; Eurotiales; Aspergillaceae
Product: putative phthalate transporter
Exons: 5
Coding region: 1-1218 (405 amino acids)
Biological process (GO): transmembrane transport
Cellular component (GO): membrane
Molecular function (GO): transmembrane transporter activity
Source: RefSeq, a predicted model, not a curated record
AUGUCGGUCAGCAAUACACUCGGCCGAGAUGAGAAAUACUCCCCAACAGUAGAGAAAGUCGAGGAUGCAGGGCACGCUGCGCUCAACAACAUCGAUUACGAUGAGGAGUUCUCGCCGGAGGAGCAGAAGAGAAUUAUUCGGCGGAUCGAUCUGCGCCUUGUCACGAUCACUGGACUGGCGUACUGCGUUUCGCUGAUGGAUAGGACGAAUCUGAGUAUGGCCGCUGUUGCGGGUAUGGUGGUUGAUCUAGAGCUUUGGUAUGCACGAUAUGAUGUCCAAAAGAGGUUCUCGAUCUUCUACCUUAUCGGCUGCGUGGCCUCGGCCCUGGCCGGAAUCCUGGCGUUCGGGCUGAUGCAGCUGGACGGGUCUCAAGGACUGGCAGGCUGGAGAUGGAUUUUCAUCCUCGAAGGAGUCAUCACCGGUGCCAUUGGCGUUCUAGCCAUAAUCUUCCUCGUCGACUUCCCCGACAGAGCCCACAAGUCCUGGAAGUUCUUGAGCGAACGAGAAUGCGCAUUUGUUGUGCGCCGGAUCAACCGUGACCGAUCGGACGGGGACGCCGAACCCUUCAGCCUGAAGCGGUUUCUGAAGCCAGCGCUUGAUUUGAAGAUCUGGGGCUUUGCAGUGAUUUUCUUCUGCGUCACGACUGUCAGCUAUGCCAUUGCAUACUUCCUCCCGAUCAUCCUCUCCGAGGGAAUGGGCUUCGAUACCGGCACCUCGCAAUGCCUCGUCGCGCCUCCCUACGCGGCAGCUGGUUUCGUGAUGUACGGUACAAGCUGGGUAGGCGACAAAUACCGUAUGCGCGGACCAGUCCUCAUUUUCAACGCGCUCCUCUGCAUCAUCGGAUUGCCGAUGAUGGGCUUCGCGUCAUCCAAUGCCGUACAAUACGUAGGCGUCUUCUUCACUGUCGCCGGCUCCAAUUCCAACAUCCCCGCCGUCAUGGCGUACCAGGCCAACAAUGUCCGUGGGCAGUGGACUCGCGCGCUGUCCAGCGCGACUCUCGUUGGAUUUGGAGGCAUUGGCGGCAUUGCAGGGAGCUUGGUAUUCCGGGAACAGGAUAAGCCGCAUUAUCGGCCGGGAAUCUGGUGUGCCAUUGCUUGCAACUUGCUUCUUAUGCUUAUCGUUGUGGUGCAGAGUAUUUGGUUCAGAAUCGCCAAUAAGCGAGCGGAGAGGGGGGAGAAGCUCAUUGAGGGAGUUCCAGGAUUCCGGUACACGAUUUAG